Messenger RNA from Cyprinodon variegatus (sheepshead minnow), 1265 nucleotides. RefSeq names its product tumor necrosis factor ligand superfamily member 13B-like. Gene Ontology annotation, cellular component: membrane. The record is from RefSeq and is a predicted model, not a curated record. Gene Ontology annotation, molecular function: receptor ligand activity; tumor necrosis factor receptor binding. The transcript is spliced from 6 exons. Gene Ontology annotation, biological process: immune response. Lineage: Eukaryota; Metazoa; Chordata; Actinopteri; Cyprinodontiformes; Cyprinodontidae. The coding region runs from base 1 to 705 and encodes 234 amino acids.
AUGCUCUAUAACGCUUUAUUCUCACUAACGGCGAUCAUGUUUUGUCUUAGCCUUAUCCUCGUGUACAGGGUCAGAGUUUUAGAAAGAGAUCUUUACAAACUCCAAGGGGACAUAAGUCAGCAAUUGAAUCAACAACGUUCUGAGGGAGUCCACGGGAAAUUGGCCAAGAUGUCUAAAACAAGUGAGGACAUGAAGCAAAGUGUUUUCCAAAGAGCUCAGAGUUCUCUGAAGAGCUUUUCUGGGAGAGUUAAAAGGGAGCAGAGCAGCUGCAGAGCUCCCACAUCAUUCCUGCAGUUAAGAGCAAUCGCUAGCAAACAACCAGACAGAAGAGGAAAUAUAACGGUGAUCCCCUGGACUGUUUCUGCGCAGCGAGGAAAUACAAUUUCACAGAGAGAAAAUAGGAUCGUUGUCCAAGAAGAUGGUUAUUACUUGGUGUUUGGACAAGUUUUGUUUGAAAGUCAAAGCACAGUUAUGGGUCAUGUCAUUCAAAGCUGGAGCUCUACUGAGGCAGAGACCAGACCUGUAGAGCUCUUGCGUUGCCUGCAGGAUAUAAAAGAGGGAGCUGAGGACAAUACAUGCUACACAGCAGGCACUGUGCACUUGCUACGGGGAGAAGAGCUGGAAAUGGUGAUCCCUGUUCGGCCAUCUGCACUCAUCUCUCUUGAGGCUGACUCAACAUUUUUUGGUGUCAUAAAGCUCAACUGAAAAAAGCCCAAGUGAAUAAAUAUCGUUGCUGCAGGAAGUGGGAAGCUGACACUGAACUGUGUGAAGGGAUUGUGAUAAACCGCUAUCAGCAACAGGAAAACAGCUGGAUACAUUUACGUGUACUGAAAGCUGACCGUUUACUGAUAGUAAGGAAGUGUAAAAAGCUUUACAGUGAGGUUAUCUCUAUGGAAGAAUUAGCCGAGCCUUUAACUUCAGCAACUGUCUAGUGUAAAGAGAAAAAAAGAACUGUUUCCAUAUGUGAGAUCAGAUUUGACAAUGUUUUGAAAAUAUGGAGAGGGGAAUUGUUGACAACGUUUGAUUAUUCAGCCCUGAAUGCUUUCUCCUGUUCUGCUGUCCACGCACAUUGUCCAUUUAGAAUAACUGUAAUGAAUGGAGGAAUGCUGAUUGUGUGUCUCUGUAACAUUUUCUUUAUUGAUGUCAUCAUAUUUUCUUUAUUUACAGUAACCUAAUUUCAAAGGAUGCAUUAAGCUGUGCACUUUGAUGAGGUUCACAGGGUCUUACUGUAAAACGAGAUGCAGGCCCGCAGCACCACAGACCUU